This is a messenger RNA of Eimeria maxima, 591 nucleotides long. RefSeq lists its product as hypothetical. The transcript has 2 exons. The coding region runs from base 1 to 591 and encodes 196 amino acids. NCBI's taxonomy places the organism in Eukaryota, Apicomplexa, Conoidasida, Eucoccidiorida, Eimeriidae. The record is from RefSeq and is a predicted model, not a curated record.
AUGGAUACAAGUCCUAUACUUAAUCAGCAGCAGCAGCAGCAGCUGUUGCUGCGACACCAGCAGCAACUGCAGCAGCAGCAGCAGCAGAUCCUCAACCCUGCGACGCAGCAAAGGUUGCCGCUGCACGAAGGAUUCCAUUCUACACAGCAGCAGACGCAGCAGAUGCAGCAGCAACAGCCGUAUUGGAUGCUGCAGCAACGGCCGUUGCAGCAGCAGAUGCUAUGGCACCAGCAGUUGCCGCAGCAGCACAUGCAGCAGCAACAGCAAAUGCAGCAGCAACAGCAGCAGAUGCUACAGCAGCACCAACUGCAGCAGCAGCACGUGCCACAGAUGCCCUUCAAUGUGUGGCCAUAUUCCCAGCAACAGCCGCAGCAGCAACAGCAGCUGCAGCAGCAACAGCAGCUGCAGCAGCAACCGCAGCUGCAGGUGCAGCAACUUCUUCAGCAACAGCAGCAUCAGCCGCAGCAGCAGGUUGACUUCAAUGUGUGGCCAUAUUCCCAGCAACAGCCGCAGCAGCAACAGCAGCUGCAGCAGCAGCAGCAGCAGCCGCAGCAGCAGUUUGACUUCGGCUGGCAAGUGUUUGUUAAUUAG